UCUAUUUUGCCAAUCCCAAAAUGAAGUUGUCCAAGACUUGGCAUGAGAAAGCUCUUCCUUUCAUUCAUCAUUCAACUAUUACACAACGUAAACUUUUUAUUCGUUCUCGAAAUAUGAGAUAUAUAAAUAGUACGUUAGACAAUAGGAGUUGUAAUCUUCCCAAGUCUGCUUAUAUUCAUAUUCCUUUUUGUGUUCGCAAGUGUUUCUAUUGUGACUUUGCAGUUAUUGCAGGAAAGACCGUGAAUUGGUAUGAUACAUAUAUUUCUCAUCUUUUAAGAGAAAUAGAAAGUACGUUGGAUUAUUUCAAACGGAAAUAUCAAAAGCUACCAGACUUGGAAACUAUUUACUUUGGGGGAGGUACACCUUCUCUUUUACCUUCCGUUUAUCUUUCACAGAUAUUACAUUCGCUGCAAAAAUAUGUCAACUUUGCUUGUAACGUUGAACUAACUGUUGAAAUGGAUCCUGGUACCUUUGACUUAUCUAAAGCAAGAGACUUCUCGGCUUUGGGUGUCAACCGAGUAAGUGUUGGAGUACAAUCUUUCGAUGAUUCUCUAUUGAAGUUAUGUGGUCGUUCACACGAUUCAAAAGAAAUAUACAAAGCUUGGGAUAUCUUAAGAAUGGCAGGUUUCACCAACGUGAGUCUCGAUUUGUUGAGUGGACUACCAACUCAGAGUGGAGAAGUGUUCAAGGACUCGAUUCAAAAAGCAAUCUCUUUGGAUCCGGAACAUUUGUCUUGUUAUGAUUUGAUUGUAGAACAAAAAACUCCUUUUGGGAAAAAGUAUCAAAAUGGUAUAUAUCCUUUACCAUCAGAAGAUGAUGCGGCUGCUAUGUAUAUAUUUGCUUCAUGCAGACUAAGAGAACAAGGCUAUGAACAUUAUGAAGUAUCCAACUAUGGAAAACCCAACUAUCUUUCGAGACACAAUCAAGUUUACUGGAGAAAUCAAAGUUAUUAUGGUUUUGGUAUGAGUGCAACAAGUUAUACAGAGUUGAAAAGAUUUUCUCGACCUCGAAAGUUACUUUCUUAUUUUGAUUGGGUAAAGCAACUAGAAAUGAUACAAAAUGGUGAAGUGGAAUGUCGGGAGGAGUCCUUACAAGAUCAAGCAGUGGAUACUUUGAUACUUGGCUUAAGAAUGAAACAAGGUAUUUCAAUGGAUGAGUUUGAAAAGCAAUAUGGACAACAACUCUCUUGGCAAAUCAAGGAAGCUGCUCAACCUUGGAUAGAAAGUGGUCAUGUAGUAAGCACAUACGACUGCAAUGGACAACUACAAAACUUAGCUUUGCAAGAUCCGGAAGGAUUUCUGCUACAAAAUAGUAUCUUAAUUUCAUUGUUAGAAAAGUCUUUGUGGAAUAAGUCAUCAUCCAAAUAUCACAAGACUCCAUCCUAAAGAUAUUUUUGCAAAACUCAA
This is a messenger RNA of Galdieria sulphuraria, 1406 nucleotides long. Its product is annotated as oxygen-independent coproporphyrinogen III oxidase. NCBI's taxonomy places the organism in Eukaryota, Rhodophyta, Bangiophyceae, Galdieriales, Galdieriaceae. The transcript is spliced from 2 exons. Gene Ontology annotation, molecular function: 4 iron, 4 sulfur cluster binding; coproporphyrinogen oxidase activity. The record is from RefSeq and is a predicted model, not a curated record. Gene Ontology annotation, cellular component: cytoplasm. Bases 21 to 1385 code for a protein of 454 amino acids. Gene Ontology annotation, biological process: porphyrin-containing compound biosynthetic process.